AUGGGACAGGAUUGGUGGAAAAUUGAACCCAAGUACUCGGCUACAGUUCUCAUUGGAAACUGGCAGGAAGAGCAGAAAAGGUUUAUGAAAGCCACUGGGAAACUCGGCAGCAGCAUAUACCAAACAGACUUCAUUUGCUUCCCAGAUCACAAACCAGACCAAACACUAAGGAGAACCAUGAUGGAAAAAUUUGAGGGCCUGCCGAUGCAGCACUUCUUCACCCAUCAUGAGGAGCCAAGAAGCUGACAUCUGGUAUCAGAGUAUGACGAUCAAUACGAUAGACAUGGUUACAACCCUCUGCUGCCUCCCCUGCACAGCUGGAAUGGACACAAGCUUGCCUGGAUUCCUCAGAAAUCAGAUUUCCCUAUUCUUGAGCCACCCACCAACUACAGCCUCCUUGAGCACCUGAUGAAAAACUGUCACAAGGAAGCUGGAGUGAUGACCAGUGUCUACACCGUUUCCUAUGAACGCCCACCCAUUUUGGCUUUUGCUGCUUGUCAGCUGAGACAACCACCUGAAACUCAUGACCUCCCUUCUGACCUGGGACAUCUUCCCCAACUGGACUAUGAAGGGGGUCAGAAAUAUCUGCAAGCCAUCGGCUAACCUGUGUGAGAUAGAGAAGCAAGGGACGCCGCUCUGUAA
Molecule: messenger RNA, 642 nt
Organism: Eurypyga helias (sunbittern)
Lineage: Eukaryota; Metazoa; Chordata; Aves; Eurypygiformes; Eurypygidae
Gene: CFAP107
Product: chromosome unknown open reading frame, human C1orf158
Source: RefSeq, a predicted model, not a curated record